AUUUAAGAUUUUUGGUAAAAAAAAAUGGAAUUUUGUUAGUGUUAUAUAUAUUUCCAUAACCUCAACUCAUUGGCCGUUUUCGUCGCGGCCUGGAGGAGAUGGCCUCGGCACCCCUCGCCACCGCCUCGGCACCGCGACAACAGUUAACCGCACCGUCUUCGUUUUCCGUCCCCGCCGGAAAAUUCGGUCUUCCGCCGCCGGAGAAACUCGGCAGCCUUAUCGACGGGUCGAAAUCAGUGGACCACGUUCUCCAAAUCCACGCUGCUAUCCUCCGCCAUAACCUCCUCCUCCACCAUUACCCGGUUUUGAACCUCAAGCUCCACCGUGCUUACGCUUCACAUUGCCGAAUUCGCUAUUCUUUGGCUAUCUUCCAUCAGACGCCGAGUCCCGACGUGUUCCUCUUCUCUGCCGCGAUCAACACUGUCUCUGUUCACGGCCUCCAUGAUCAAGCUUUGCUGUUUUACGUUCAAUUGCUUUCUGCCAACGUCGAUCCCAAUGAAUUCACGUUCUCCUCCAUUUUGAAGACUUGCUCUGUUGAGUCCGGGAAGGCGAUCCAUGCCCAUGUCCUCAAAUCCGGGUUCGGUUCAGAUGCAUACGUAACGACGGGUCUCGUCGAUCUCUACGCGAGAACAGGCAAUGUUUUAUCCGCUCAGAAGGUGUUCGACAGAAUGCCUGACAGAAGUCUCGUUUCUUCCACGGCUAUGAUCACCUGCUACACGAAGCAGGGAAACCUAGAGGCUGCGAGAUCUUUGUUCGACGAAAUGCGUGAGAGAGACGUUGUGACUUGGAACGUGAUGAUUGAUGGGUACACACAGCUAGGGUUUCCAGGUGGGGCUCUCUUGCUUUUCCAGAAAAUGUUAGCGGAAGAAAAACCAAAACCCGACGAAGUAACCCUUGUGGCAACUCUCUCGGCUUGUGGGCAGAUAGGCGCACUCGAAUCUGGGCGAUGGAUCCAUGCUUUUAUCAAGAACCGUCACAUCGAGCUUAAUGUUCGGAUAUGCACGGCUCUGGUUGAUAUGUAUAGCAAAUGUGGGAGCUUGGAUGAUGCUUGGUCAGUGUUCAAGAAAACUCCGAGGAAGGAUGCCGUGGCAUGGAACACCAUGAUUGUCAGCUAUGCGAUGCAUGGUUAUGGCCAUGACGCGUUAAGAUUGUUCGAUGAGAUGCUUAGGACAGGAUUACAGCCGACAGAUAUAACAUAUAUUGGAGUACUUAAUGCAUGUGCUCAUGCUGGCCUUCUAGAUCAAGGGCUCGCCUUUUUCAUGUCGAUGCGAGAUGAAUAUGGGAUCCAACCCAAAAUCGAGCAUUACGGGUGCCUGGUGAGCCUUCUGGCUCGUGCUGGGAAGUUAAAGAAAGCAUAUGAAAUGGUGAAAAGCAUGAAAAUUGAGGCAGAUACUGUUCUAUGGAGCGCUUUGCUUGGAGGUUGUAGCCUUCACGGAGAUUUCGUGUUGGGCAAGGAGAUUGCUGAGUACCUCAUUGGCCAAAAUGUCACGAAUUCAGGAAUCUUCGUCAUGCUAUCGAACAUGUAUGCAUCGGUGGGGGAUUUUGAAGGUGUGGCCAAAGUGAGGAACUUGAUGAAGGCAAAAGGGAUACAGAAGGAACCCGGAAUAAGUAGCGUGGAAAUCGAUAACAAAGUUCAUGAGUUUCGAGCUGGAGACAGAAAACACUCGAGAAGCCGAGAAAUCUACGCGAUGGUAAGAAAGAUCAGUGACAGUCUCAGAUCAUGUGGUUAUGUUCCGAACACGCAUAUAGUUCUGCAGGAUCUUGGAGAGUCCGAGAAGGAACGAUCUCUGCAAGUUCACAGCGAGAAACUCGCGAUUGCAUAUGGAUUGAUCACCACAGAAGCUGGAACUCCUCUGAGAAUCUUCAAGAAUCUAAGGGUGUGUUUGGAUUGUCAUAAUGCGACCAAACUGAUAUCGAGGAUCACGGGAAGAAAGAUUGUGAUGAGAGACAGGAACAGGUUCCACCAUUUUGUAGAUGGUUCUUGUUCUUGUGGUGAUUUCUGGUGAUCAAAACCUGCAGUGUGUUGUUGUCUAUGCAGGUACAACUUGUACAGUACAAGGGUCUUCGGUCAAAGACCAUGCCUUUGACUUUUCGGACCAUAAGAUUAAACGAAAACUGAAUGGUUAUAUAAUAUAUAUAUAUGUAUAUGAUGUGUUAAUAAAUGUUACCGCCAUUGUGUUUUAA
Messenger RNA from Tarenaya hassleriana, 2184 nucleotides. RefSeq names its product pentatricopeptide repeat-containing protein ELI1, chloroplastic. The transcript has a single exon. Lineage: Eukaryota; Viridiplantae; Streptophyta; Magnoliopsida; Brassicales; Cleomaceae. Gene Ontology annotation, molecular function: protein binding; RNA binding; zinc ion binding. Gene Ontology annotation, biological process: RNA modification. The record is from RefSeq and is a predicted model, not a curated record. Bases 99 to 2006 code for a protein of 635 amino acids.